AUGGCAAUGUUCCCCUCAAUCCUGUGCUCAAAUAAAAGUCUCCCCAUCCAUGUCAUCGCCAACAUCCAAUUCCUUGCCGCGGUGCUGCUGGUGCUUUGUGUCAUUUGUUUCCCGCUUGACUCGGACUCGAUUCAUUGUACAAUGUCGCAGCUGAUUCACUCCACCACUUGCCGUGUUGGUUGGGCGUACGCCGUCGGCUGUGUCUGCGCAAUGGUCUCCCUCUGUUGUCCCGUUAUGGGCAGGCUGGUCGCCGAAAAUCGCAGCCGUUUUGCCGUCGACUCCACCCGAAAUAAAGAAUACUAUAUU
Molecule: messenger RNA, 306 nt
Organism: Mesorhabditis spiculigera
Lineage: Eukaryota; Metazoa; Nematoda; Chromadorea; Rhabditida; Rhabditidae
Source: the annotation of a GenBank genome assembly